AUGAGUUCACACGUGGAGGCUGCUCCCGGACAAAAUGAAGCCAUGUUCCAAGACAAGAAGGGUAUUGAAGUUGGUCAAUGGAAACCAAUUGAGGAUAUCAAGGACCCAUAUGUGCAAGAGAUGGGAAGGUUUGCAGUGAUGGAGCACGAUGAAAUGCGAAGAGGGGAAAAUCUUAAGUUCAUUUGUGUGCAAAGUGGCGAGAAACAAGUGGUGGCUGGAAUGAAUUAUCGCCUUCUUAUUAAAGCAAGUAACCACUUGGGUAUCUCUUCGAUGUAUAUGGCUAUUGUAUAUGAUAAGCCAUGGGAGAAGACAUGGAAGCUCAUAGAGUUUGUACCUUUACUCAUGAACUGA
Molecule: messenger RNA, 351 nt
Organism: Cucurbita pepo subsp. pepo (vegetable marrow)
Lineage: Eukaryota; Viridiplantae; Streptophyta; Magnoliopsida; Cucurbitales; Cucurbitaceae
Source: RefSeq, a predicted model, not a curated record